Setaria italica (foxtail millet) is the source of this 2478-nucleotide messenger RNA. RefSeq lists its product as uncharacterized. Lineage: Eukaryota; Viridiplantae; Streptophyta; Magnoliopsida; Poales; Poaceae. The coding region runs from base 673 to 2142 and encodes 489 amino acids. The transcript has 9 exons. The record is from RefSeq and is a predicted model, not a curated record.
CUCGCGUCGCGCCAUCUCUGGCAGCCUUGGCCUGGGGCUGCCACCCGUCCAAUACAAUACAGCUACCUGGCUCUAAUCUAUGCUCUGCGCCGAUCUUGGAGGCGACGUGCGAGCCAAGCGGCCAGCCCUCCCCACGCGCGAGAAGCCACGGCUGCCGGCGGUCAGGAUAAGCUCAGAGCCUCAGAGGCAAUGACGGUGGCGCGGGCCCCGCCCGUCGACCUCGCCCGGCCGCGAUUGGCGGGCGGCGGCCUCGCGUUCCGGAAAGGCUGGGGCGCAGCCGCGCAGUGCAGCCAGCACGCGGCCCCCACGCGUGGCGUGCCACGGCUCGCAGCCGCGCGAGCCCCCACGCGGCGCCCAUGCGCGGGUCCUCUCGUGUGGUCGCCCUGGCGCGCGUCACCGGUCACCCACCGGAUAAGCCCAUUUGCCCAUUCCAUCCCUCAGAUCCCGCCGCUCCUUUUUGAUUCGCGCAGCCGCGCCUCUUCUCACGUUUCCGUUUGGAAGCCUGAGGUGCUGCUUUGAGCCUUUGACGGCUUGACGCCACCCCAGAUCGUCUGGGAGUCUCGAGGUAACUGCCCGGCGGGUUUCCGAGCAGCGUCCAGGGAGCUCCUUCCCGCUUCUCUGGGAGAGGUAAAAAAUGUAUCAUCGGGGGUGAUGCAUCUACCUGGAACAUAGAUGGAGGACUAUUUUACACGCUUCCUGAACCUUGGUUGGCAGUUAAGACAAUACUUGACAGAAUUGAUAGAAAAUUUGCUCGGGUACAUUGAUUGGAUUCCUCAACGUCUUGAAGUACAAUUCUCUGCUAGCCAUGGAGGAUCAUUGCCUAGCGCCACAGGACAUACUCAUGAAGGGGCAUAUGCAUUAUCUGUUAGUAAUGCUACUACGGAAAAGCAGUCUGCAAAUGGAAUAUCUGAUGGCACAAUUCUCAGAAAAGGAUUUUCCAGUAUUUAUCAAAGAUCAUAUGGCAGGCCUUCCUAUCUUUUGCAUGGCUUCAGGGUGGUAAGAAGAUUGGCAUUCCGUGUACGAGAUCAGUGGAGUCUGUUUUCAAGUGAAAUACAUGCGAAACUAACCAGGGUCUUACAUCGUUUCUGGACAACACUAAAGGGAUCUUGUGAAGAUAUAGGAUGGUUGCAAAGAACUCGAGCAUCUCUUUGUUCAGUUGAUGGCACAGGUCGCUUCACGGAGAUUUUGCAUGAAAUCAGAAAUGGUCUGCACUGCCUGCCCGAUACACUGGUUUACCUAUUUAUUCCUGGCCUUUUUAGCAACCACAGUCCACUUUACUUCACCAAUACGAAAAGAUUCUUUUCGAAAAUGGGAUUGGCUUGCCAUAUUGCAAAAAUUCAUAGCGAGGCAUCUGUUGAGAAAAAUGCGUGGGAACUGAAACAAUACAUCGAGGAGCUCUACUGGGGAUCUGGUAAGCAAGUUUUGCUCCUUGGUCAUAGCAAAGGUGGAGUUGAUGCAGCUGCAGCUCUUUCCUUGUACUGGUCUGAGCUCAAAGGCAAAGUUGCCGGCCUAGCAUUGGUUCAGAGCCCAUAUGGUGGCACCCCGGUCGCCUCUGAUAUCCUUCGAGAAGGCCAGAUUGCUGAUAAGGAGACAAGAAGGAUCAUGGAGCUCAUCGUAUGCAGACUAAUCAAGGGUGACAUGAGGGCCUUGGAGGACCUAACAUACGCCAAGAGAAAGGACUUCAUCUCCAAGCACAAACUCCCCGUCGAUGAGCUGCCGAUCAUCUCCUUCCAUACCGAAGCUAGCACUGCACCAACAGUGCUCGCGACACUAACCCGCGUGGCCCAAGCCGAGCUCCUGCCAUGGCUCCCCGUGCCACGGUUCUUCCUGUCAGCAUCAGAGUUCGUCGAGUCCAUGCUCGCCUCUCUGAAGGUCCCCGUGGUCGCGCCCGUGUCGGCGGCGAUGGCUUUCACAGCGCUUCACCUGCGGCUGCGGUACGGCGAGAGUAGCGACGGGCUGGUGACCCGGCGCGACGCCGAGGUGCCCGGUUCGGUGGUGGUGAGGCCUGAGAGGAGGCUGGACCACGCGUGGAUGGUGUACUCCACGCUGAAGAAGGGCAGCGCUGAGGCUGAUGCAAGCGAGAUGUGCGAGGCUCUGCUGGCCAUGCUCGUUGAGAUUGGCAAGAACAAGAAAUCAUGCUGACCAUCUUCUCAUCCGGAGCUCUGGAUGGUUGGUUUGCUUAUGCAAAAAUGUUUGUGCCUGAAGUCUACGUCCAGUGUCAUGAACUGAAACUUACUGCAGCACUAACGUCACACAGAGGGAGACUACAGCGAAUGAUAGAAUAUUAUAGCCUUUACAGGAAAUAGUGAAAAUUAGAUUGUACUUUACUUUGUUGGAAGCAAAUACAGCUUGGCAAUAUGCCAUUUUGUUGACUUUUGACGAACAAUAUGCUCUUUCGGGAUGAAUUAUGUUCUUUUUCUAAAGAUAAAUGUAUUAUUGUCUUCACAGUUCACAUUUUAAUUUAAUAUUUUCCCCCUA